Messenger RNA from Pimephales promelas (fathead minnow), 2515 nucleotides. RefSeq names its product ALG8 alpha-1,3-glucosyltransferase (gene alg8). Gene Ontology annotation, cellular component: endoplasmic reticulum membrane. Gene Ontology annotation, biological process: dolichol-linked oligosaccharide biosynthetic process; protein N-linked glycosylation. Gene Ontology annotation, molecular function: dolichyl pyrophosphate Glc1Man9GlcNAc2 alpha-1,3-glucosyltransferase activity. The record is from RefSeq and is a predicted model, not a curated record. NCBI's taxonomy places the organism in Eukaryota, Metazoa, Chordata, Actinopteri, Cypriniformes, Leuciscidae.
AGCGUAAAAAUCUCCGCCGAGGUACCAAAAACGUCCUGAUAUGUAAAUUUGUCUCAAAGGAACAUUGGGCUUUCUAAACCGUCACGGGCCCCCUGCUGGAUAAUUUUAAUCAGACUUUAAUGUCAGCAACUUUGUGCCACGCCAUUUGUAAAUAAAGUUUUUUUUUUGUUAAGGAAACUGUCAUGGCUGCGCCCAUGCCUAACGAUCAAAGCUGUUUUUUUGCUUUGGCUCUCUGUGUUUCAUUUGUCAAAUGUCUUUUGAUAAAUGCCUACCACUCUACGGACUUUGAAGUACAUAGGAACUGGCUUGCCCUGACUCACAGUCUGCCAAUAUCACAGUGGUAUUAUGAGGCAACAUCUGAAUGGACAUUGGAUUAUCCUCCCCUGUUUGCUUGGUUUGAAUAUGGACUUUCUCAUGUUGCCCGAUUUUUUGAUAAGGAGAUGCUGGUUGUUCAGAAUCUGAAUUAUGCAAGUCCAGCCACAGUCCUGUUCCAAAGGCUGUCAGUCAUUACAACUGAUGUGGUCUUGAUUUAUGCAGUUAAAGAAUGCUGCAAAUGUUUGCGAGAAGACAAAGGAAAGGACCUUCUGGGAAAGCCAUCUUUCAUUCUGACAGUGUUAGUACUGUGGAACUUUGGCCUUCUAAUUGUUGACCAUAUUCAUUUUCAGUAUAAUGGCUUCCUGUUUGGAGUUCUACUUCUAUCAAUAGCAAGACAUUUCCAGAAUAGACACUUAGAGGGGGCUUUGCUGUUUUCAAUACUUCUAAACUUGAAGCAUAUAUAUCUAUACAUUGCUCCUGCAUAUGGUAUCUUCCUGCUGAGAUGUUUUUGUUUCACCCAGAACAAUGCAGAUGGGUCUUUGCAGUGGAGAGGAUUCAGUCUCUUGCGACUGGUAGCACUAGGAACCAUUGUCUUGACUACUUUUGCAGUGUCUUUUGGACCCUUUAUAGCACUGGGCCAGCUUCCACAAGUCCUGUCACGACUCUUCCCCUUCAAACGUGGUCUGUGUCAUGCGUACUGGGCACCAAACAUCUGGGCGCUUUACAAUAUAGCAGAUAAAGCUUUUUCCAUUCUGGGUGUGAAGUUGAAACUGCUUGACAUGAACACACUUCCCAAGGCUUCAAUGACUGGUGGUCUGGUUCAAGAGUUUCAGCACUCUGUGCUUCCUUCAGUUUCUCCUUUAGCAACCCUUGCUUGUACGUUACUGUCAGUGUUGCCUGCUCUUCUCAAGAUAUGGCACAGACCUGAUGGAGCGAGAGGAUUCUUGCGAUGCCUUGUCAUUUGUGCUCUUGGAUCCUUUAUGUUUGGUUGGCAUGUACAUGAGAAAGCCAUUUUGAUGGUCAUACUUCCUUUAAGUUUGCUCGCUGUGGAGAGUAGAGAAGAUGCCAGGAUUUUUCUUAUCCUCAGUACAACUGGUCACUAUUCCUUAUUUCCACUUCUCUUCACAACCCAAGAGUUGCCGGUUAAAAUAUUCAUAAUGUUGCUGUUUACAAUCUUCAGUUUCACUUCCCUAAAAACGCUGUUCAGGAAGGGCGGGUCUUUGUUGAACCCGCUGGAAGUCAUGUAUCUCUUGGGCCUGAUUCCCCUGGAGCUCAUCUGUGAGUUUGUUUACCCGCUGACAGUCUGGCAGAAGACGUUCCCCUUCCUCCCUCUGAUGUUCACCUCAGUUUACUGUGCACUGGGAGUGACAUAUGCCUUCAUCAGACUAUAUAUUUCAUUGCUGACAUGUUCAGACACCACUACAAGGAUCAAAGCACAGUGAAUCAGAGGCUAGGUUUAAUUUUUUAGAAACUGGAUAUUUCUGUUGAGUUGGACAAAAAUGUUUUGUUGGACCAAAAUUAUCGAUUUGUAGAUAUCUCAGGAUUUGUUUGGGGAUGGUUUGUGGGAUAUGAGUAUCUCGGUACUCCGCUGUUUAUUACUUUAUUAAAUAUAGACUAUGGAUAUAAAUGUUUUUUUUUUGUAAAGUAUUUUGCUCAUUAAACUUUCCUAUAACCUGCAGCGUUUUUUAUUGGUAACUAAAAAAUUACAAAAAAAGUUAAUUUGAAAUGAAGCUAAAAUAAUUUAAAGCUGCAGUCCAUAGCUUUUGGGGGUUAAUUAUUAUGCAAAAUACAUAUUUGAGAAAAUACAUAACCAGCCAGUGUUCAAAACUAUCUGCUUGCCUUAGCUCGAUUCAUAGCGGUAAGACUGUAAUAAUGUUUUUAACUCCAGUGGUACUGGUGGAUUUCCACGGGAGAUUCGAGCAUGUCUAUGCGUCGUUAUGUCACAUUUGUACACAUAAUGGACAACUUCUGGUAGUUUAAAGCCUGCAGUCCAUGAGAUUAGAUGUUUGUCAUCCAAUCAAAUGCCAGUAAAGCUCUACAUUGAAGAGAAGCAUGGCAGCACUUCACUCCAAACACAGAAGCAAGCAACAUUUUCUAAGGUGUAUUUACAUUUUGUAUAUAUUUUUGCCAGUAUUUCAUAGUUUGUAUGUAAAAUAGAAAGAUUGAACUUAUUAAUUAAAGUUAAAAAUCGACUGUAAAA